AUGCAGAGAUAUCAUCGAGCAGAUCAAGAGAAACUGAAGAAGAAACAAUCUCCACCGGCAUUGAUUAGAAUCGAGUUGCCUCGAAAACAGUCGAAUGUGAGUCCAGUGGUGAGGCUAACGCCACCCAUAAAGGGAGGAAGAGAUAAAUCGUCGAGUUCAAGGAGUCAUAGAAAAGCUAUUUUGCCGGCAAUAUCACCAAAGGCAGCAGCUUAA
This is a messenger RNA of Arabis nemorensis, 213 nucleotides long. Lineage: Eukaryota; Viridiplantae; Streptophyta; Magnoliopsida; Brassicales; Brassicaceae. The record is from the annotation of a GenBank genome assembly.